AGCAAAAAUAUCAGAUUAACAACCAAAAUUUUAAACCAAAAACAAAAACAAAAUAUUUUUUUUAACAAAAACAGCUAAAAUAUGGUGCAACAACAGCGCUUGGCCAUUUCAAUACCAAAUAUUAACAAUCGCAUGCCGUCCAUGCCCUCCGUCGGCAUCAGCACACCCGGUUCGGUGUCGUCAACCACCUCCUCCACCUACAAUGCCAGCCUGUCGACGUCAAUGGACUCGCCGGCUGCGGAAGUGAACAGCGCUGACAUCGGCCUGUUCGUGGAGACGCCACUGCAGGAGCUGAGCACCAAUACACGCCUACAAUUGUCGCAGCUGCUGAAUUGCCGCAAGAUCUUGCGCUCCGAAGAUGGCUACGAGCGCGAUUGGCGCGGCGUGGCGGAGCUGGCAGAGGUGCGCAGCUUCUGCAGCAGCAACAAUGAUGACCCGAUGCGCGCCGUGCUGCGUGAGUGGUGUUCACAUCGGCCGCAGACAGCGACAUUUGCACGGUUGCAACAGUACCUCGGCAUCAUCGAUCGCUGGGAUGUCAGCGAUGACAUUUACGAGAAUAUGGUUGAGGAUGCUAAAAGGUAUGCCAUAAAAUUGCGACAAAAAUCAUUAAUCGCCAGCGAUACAACAGACGCGACAUCGUCAACGGCAGUGGCGGCCACCUUUUGGUCGAGCCCAACGUCACCGUUCAUACCGGCGAGCAGCAACGGUAUUAAUGGCAACGAUGUCAACAUCAUUGAAAGCGAUCCGAAUAUGACCAUAUUGACACGUGACGAUGUGAUACUCGCCCAAAAAGGACUGCCGCCACAACAGUAUGACGCAUUCGUGCUAUUCGCCGAUGCGGAUAUUGAACAAGCCGCCGAAAUACAAACCAAAUUCGAAGAAAAUGAGAAAUACAAUUUCAAGUUAUGCUUCAAGAAUCGUGAUCUACUCGGUGGCGUACCGUUCACGCACGUUGCAUUGACGCAACUGAUCGAGGAGCGUUGCCGCUACUUACUUGUGAUCUUAACAAAAGAAUUUCUGGAUAGUCCAGAGAAUCAAUUUUUGAUGAAUUACACACACGCGCUGCAAAUACAGAAUAAUUCGCGCAAGAUCAUACCGCUUAUUUAUGAGGAUUCGGUUAUUAUACCACGUGCCUUGAAAAUAUACACACACCUCAAGUACACACCAGUGCCUACUACGCUAUUUGACUUUUGGGCGCGUCUUGGUGACUCAAUACGACGCUCUUACAAUGCCACGGACCCGUCGCCAUUCGGCCUGAAUGAAGUUGACAACGUGCUCGCCGUUAGGCAACUACCAAAUGACACGAGCUAUACAAGCUUACCAACCCCCCACACAACGAGCGUAACCACACCCACCUCACCCAUACCGAGCAUCAAUAUUAACGGACAUGCCUACACACCCGAAGAGGAGGAGGCGGAUGAUGUAUUUCAACAGAAGGAGCAACGUUAUCAUUUCAACAAACGUUCAUCCCUGCGUCAUCACAACAGUGUAUACAGUCACAAUCACAACAACAAUCGCAUUAGUCAAGUCGUCAAUGGUUUGCGAAAUGCACACUCUACUAGUCAGCUAAAUGCUGGCGUUAAUGUUGACAACGCCGUCAGCAUGAGUGAUCUCAGCAUAAGUACGGAGGUGAAGAAGAAGAAGAAGAAACCUAUUAAAGCUGUGCUCAAGCGGGUGUUUAGCCGCAGUAGUCCGAAACUACAACAAACAGCAGAAUAAUAGUAUUGUAUUUUAAUUAAUUGUUUUUUUGUUUUUAUUUUUUGCUUAAUUGUAAAUUGACUUUAAGAUUGUAUUUAUAAAUAUCAGCUAUACGAGUUUAUAUAUAUAUAAUAUUAUUUAGCAAAACCAAUGAAUACGUAACAAAAUGCAAGCGAAAAGAGGAAAAUGUUAUGUUCUAGUGUAUUGUAUGUUAUUUAUGUAUUAAUUUAAUUAUACGAAUCUGGUUUUAUCUUCGCAACUGUGACAUAACAAGCAGCCAACACUCACAAAACAUAAACAAUAUAAAUUUCGUGCGCUUUACACGCUUUCUGCUCUAUACACCCGCUCAAUCAGUUAAAACUCGUAUUUUAUAAAAAAAAAAUUUUUUAAAUGUAAUUGUGCGUUAUUAAUUGUUUUAAUGUACAAUAUAUGUAUAUUUGAUGAUAAUUUUUAAGUCAAUUCUGACUGGCCACCACCUUCUUUAACGCUUUUAAAAUGUUUCAAAUAUACAUUUAAACUUUCCAGUGCUCACUACAUAAUUCCUUAGCAACUUGUUGCAUUUCUUACUUCGCUCACAAAUGCUCAUAUAUACACAAACAUCAAGCGAUCAAUUUGGCACGCGCACUCAUGUACAUAUCUGAUGAUUGAAUUUAUAAGAUUCUUCAAACAUAGCUGCACAAUUCAGUGUCAUUUUAAUGAUUAUUUUAACUGUUAAAUUAACUGUUUCAAUAUUGCAAACAUAUUAGCAAGCCAUAAAGUGCUUUAAAAACCAUUAUUAAGAGUUGUAUUUAUAUAUAUAUGUAUACAUAUUCAUAAAGAAUGUACUAUUUUAAGACAACGAAUAAAGACAAUAUGCAAUCUUAUAAAAAAAAACCC
Messenger RNA from Bactrocera tryoni, 2574 nucleotides. RefSeq names its product myeloid differentiation primary response protein MyD88 (gene Myd88). NCBI's taxonomy places the organism in Eukaryota, Metazoa, Arthropoda, Insecta, Diptera, Tephritidae. The record is from RefSeq and is a predicted model, not a curated record. Gene Ontology annotation, cellular component: plasma membrane. Gene Ontology annotation, molecular function: TIR domain binding; Toll-like receptor binding. The transcript is spliced from 5 exons. Gene Ontology annotation, biological process: MyD88-dependent toll-like receptor signaling pathway; innate immune response; Toll signaling pathway. The coding region runs from base 82 to 1719 and encodes 545 amino acids.